Penicillium odoratum is the source of this 3255-nucleotide messenger RNA. RefSeq names its product putative PHD finger domain protein. NCBI's taxonomy places the organism in Eukaryota, Fungi, Ascomycota, Eurotiomycetes, Eurotiales, Aspergillaceae. The record is from RefSeq and is a predicted model, not a curated record. The transcript is spliced from 2 exons. Gene Ontology annotation, biological process: regulation of transcription by RNA polymerase II. The coding region runs from base 1 to 3255 and encodes 1084 amino acids.
AUGGCGCCUGCGUCUAGACAAUCCAUUUCAGGCAGGCCAUCACGAUCCACCCCUAAGUCAUCCAUGAAACCCCCGCGCGAGACCUUGGGUUCCCCCGACGAGCCUCCCAUGAAGAAGCGCAGGUAUGUGCCUGGUGGUCCCGGAGGAGGUGGACGAUUCAUCGAUGUCGAUGGCAACGAAGUCGAAGAGAUGGUCUCCCCAAAGAAGAUUAACGGAACCCCGAGACGGAACUCCAUAAGCGCACGAAGUCGCCCUCCACGCGACAUCGACCCUCUACUUGAUGCCCCUCCACCACCGCCUCUUGAACCAGCAACACCACCAUCUGUGACGCGUCCCCGGCGAGACAAGAGCCAAAAUCGCGGUCGCUUUACCUCAUCAACAGCUGCUGCACUCGCCUUACAACAGGGCGAUGGCUACAAACCACGAGAGGAGAGAGGGUGGGAGGAGUUUCAUCCUGAUUUGGAUAUUGAUAGCAGACUUGCUGUCUUCACAGCCGAGGAGGUGGACACGGUUGACCCUGCUGCAAACCAGCUGACUUUAGAGACAUUGGCUGGCAUGGCUGGCCUUGAUGGCUCAGGGUUACCCAUCUUUACACCUGACAUGGCAUCUCCCGGUCCAUUCAAACGCAGACCUGGGCGCCCUCCGCGCCGUCCAGAAGCCAUCCUUAAUGCUUUACUCGCGCAACAGGGACCGAAAGUGAUCCCACCCCCGGGACCCAACCCUAGGGAAAAGUUGACAUUGCCCAAACCGUCAUUCCGAUUGCAAGAUCCGUUCACCUUUUACGAGAAGAAGGGUAUUGGCCACCAGAACUAUGUUGAUCGAACCAUGGCCAAUGUCGGAUACCAAGAAACUGACUUGUUCCUCCGCCACGACCGGCGGUUUAUUCGCAUGACCGAAGGUGCGCAGGAAGAUGACAUGGAUAUCAUCCAGCCAGCUGCCUCAGAGGGCGAUGUCAAUGCGACAAGUGGAAGAGUGGAGUACGACAUGGACGAACAAGAUGAGAAAUGGCUUGAUGAUCAUAACUCCAAGCGCAGAGAUGAUCAGCUUGAGCCCAUCAAGCCUGCCAUAUUCGAAAUCACCAUGACCAAGAUCGAAAAGGAAUGGCACGCGCUUGAAAAGCGGAUCCCCAAACCAAACCCCAAACCCCCACAGACACACCGCCCUCGCUCCAGCUCUGCUGCUGCGGUAAAUGGAGAGACCGCUGGUCCUGGAGAAGAGCAGGAUAGCAAGUGUGCUAUCUGUGAUGAUGGCGACUGCGAAAACUCAAAUGCCAUUGUAUUCUGCGAUGGUUGUGACCUGGCGGUUCAUCAAGAAUGCUAUGGUGUCCCAUUCAUCCCAGAGGGCCAGUGGCUUUGCCGCAAGUGCCAGUUGCUUGGACGAGGCUCCACCAACUGUAUUUUCUGCCCUAAUACCGAGGGCGCAUUUAAACAAACCACUUCAUCCAAAUGGGCCCAUCUGCUAUGUUCAAUUUGGAUCCCCGAGGUCUCAAUCGGAAAUCCGUCACUUAUGGAACCUGUCACAGACGUUGAAAAGGUACCGCGCAGCCGGUGGAAGUUGAUGUGUUAUAUUUGCAAGCAGAAAAUGGGUUCUUCGAUUCAGUGUAGCAACAAAAACUGCUUCGUUGCAUUCCAUGUGUCGUGUGCACGCCGAGCGCAGCUGUACCUGAAGAUGAAAAUUGGCCAUGGACUGAUGGAUUCACAUCUCCUCAAGGCCUUUUGCGACAAACAUGUGCCACCAGACUGGCGACUGGAGCAUGGCACUGAUGCUGCCACGGCCGAUGCGAUCGAAUACUACCGCAAUACCAUGCAGGGUAAACGGUGGGGAGAUAGCCAGGCUGCCGCGCUCUCUAUGGGAUCUGCGCUUGCCGAAGAUGCGGAAGGAGAAAUGACCCAUACCCCCCGCAUUACAUUGACUGUCGGCGGUAACAAACGCAAACGUGCACCCAGAACAAUCUGGAAGCUGCCUUCUGGGGCCCCAGUCAUCCCACAGGUUGUUUUGAACUCGGUAGUGGCAUGCCUUGGCCGAUUCACCGUUCGUGGUCGCAAACAAUACGCAGAAGAGGCGUGCAAGUACUGGACUCUCAAGCGCGAGGCACGUCGUGGGGCUGCUCUGCUUAAAAGACUUCAACUCCAACUGGAAACCUUCUCUUCCAUGGAGAUGACACGAAGAGACUACGUGGCGAUGGGUGUCACCGGCCACAAACGGUUACAGCGACGCAUGGAGUUCGGCGAGCGGCUCUACAAGGACCUUGACCAACUGAGAAUGCUGUGCGAUGAGGUAAAGAAACGAGAGAGGGAGAAGUUGAAAGAUGCCGAAAUGCUACGAAGCAUCGUCGACAUUGUCUACUUUCCCAUCUUCCCUUUGCUGUGGCCAAUUUUCGAGAAAGCUCAAGUGCUAGAUGGGAAGGGAGUUUUUGCGGCGGGACUAUUAUCGAUUCGCAAGCGACUGGAAGAGCGGUUUUACCCGUCAGUGGCAUCCUUCUCGGCUGAUUUGGCUAGCCUAUUCACCUCUGAGAUUGGCGUGGGCCCUGCUGGUGAUACUGCGGAACUUCAAGCGCAGAUCAGUGGCCGUGCCCCUGAGCUUAGUUUGGAACAACGGGAGAAGCGAAAGCUGGCCAAACGAAUUAUCAAGUCUAUCCAGCCUCACCUGGAAGAUGCGAUUCGAAAAGAGAGCGAGCUGAAUCGCAAACCCUACGAAAAAGAACUGAAAGAGCUGGAUGCGAUCCUUGACCAUAGCGUCAUGUCUCGCCGAGGCGAAUCCUUGGACCCGGAAGGGGACCAUGAGGAGGUUGAUCAAGCUGACACCAAAUCUGAGCCCAUGGAGGGUGUGGAGGAAACAGGCCCAAAUUCUCCUGCUGAACCUCCAACUGCCGAUGAAGUUGUGCCUACCAGAGAGAGUGACUCUGCAGAAAAUCCUGUUGAAGAGCCUGCACCUAUUGAGGAGGUUAAACCCAAUAUCAACUUUGCCUAUCACCGGCACCCAACACCGAUUUUGAGCGAGGAGGAUCAGCAAUUGCCUUUGGCACAAGGUGGAAUCCAGUGGUACAUGCAGCCCUUUGAUCCCAUCGGCACCACAGUCCAUGAAGAACGCUGGACAGGCCGAGAUGUCAUGCGGGGGAUGAGUGAGGAGCUUAGUGAACUGGAUGAGGACGAAUUGAAAGACCUGGUGGAUGAUGAGCUGGACCCAACCACAAAAGUCCCUUCUACGGAGGGCAACUCUCAGAAUGUCCGUCGUACUCGUCGUUUGCGGGGUUGA